UAAUCAAAGAAGAAAGAGAAGCUCAACUCCAGAAAAGCCAAAGUUUAUAGUUCAGACUGCAAAUUUAGUGAUGGGAAGUGAAGAAACUGAAAUCUUUAUGGGCAAGAUUCAAGACUCUGUCUUUGUCUAUUCAAACGGUGUUUCUGAUUCAUAUCAUGAAAUAACUUCCAACACAGACGAACAGAAAGAGGCUACUGACGUUAAGGAUUAUGAAGUGAAGGAAUGCACAUUAGAAAGCUCGAUUCAGAUAUCAAUAGAUAAGGGGGAAUUGAAAGCUCUAACAACCACAAUUGAUGAAUUUAAGAAAUCACAAUCAUCUGCAACGAAAACUUGUGCUGGAAAUGGUCGAACAAAGCACACCGUUCCACAGCCAUUUUCUCUGGCAACUGAAAAACGAGCUUCCUAUGGACCUCGACCAGCUAGAAAUAAACCUGAUGGUACUGAUAUGAUUAAGCAAUCCCCCACUAACAAUUUGCAAAAUCAAACUUCUUCAAAGAAAAACCAGCUAGUCUCAUUCUUCACAUCAAGGAAGCCACUACAGCCUGAUAACAAAAAGCAUCCUGGCGAAGACGAUUCUUGUUCUGUUGCUUCAUUAACUUCACCCUCAAUAAGAACAAUGAAAUCCAAGAUAACUGUUGCAUCUGCUCCAGUGUUUAGAUGCACUGAACGUGCUCAGAGACGUAAAGAGUUCUACACAAAAUUAGAGGAGAAGCAUCUGGCAAUUGAGGCUGAAAAAACCCAGCUAGAAGCAAGAAGCAAGGAAGAGACUGACAAUGCCAUAAAGCAUCUCAGGAGAAAUCUAAUGUUUAAAGCAAGUCCCAUGCCAAGUUUCUACCACGAUGGACCACCACCCAAGCUUGAGCUCAGGAAGCUACCACCAACUCGAGCAAAAUCUCCGAAAUUAGGGAGAAGGAAGAGUUGUAGUGAUGUGGGUGGAGGACACAGUGGUGAAGGAAAUCGUCGAAGUAUUGAUGUUGUUUUGGGUAACUGUAAGUAUCGAGAGACUGUACAGAAACAUGAUUUUGAUAGCGAGAAUAAGGAUGAAUUCGAACAAUUGAUGAGAAUGACUACAAGCAAAAUAAACAUGAACAUUGUUGUCAUGUCUUGAACAACUCCAUUGGGGUACAAAUACUAGGUAUGGUCUUUUUUCUUCUUUUUUUUUUUAAUUUAUGUAAUGUUGUUAGUAUUAAGUUCUUUCAUACUUGUAUAAAAUGCUAUGUGUUGUGUGUUGUUUUCUUACUCUUUCCUAUUUAUUUUUGUGUUUAUUGUACUUUAUGAUUAUUGGUAAUAUAUUUAAUUCUCUUAUUUGCUUAUUUAUUUGUACAGAAAUGUUUUCUCUUA
This is a messenger RNA of Impatiens glandulifera, 1341 nucleotides long. Its product is annotated as protein WAVE-DAMPENED 2-like. Bases 71 to 1108 code for a protein of 345 amino acids. Gene Ontology annotation, biological process: microtubule cytoskeleton organization. Gene Ontology annotation, molecular function: microtubule binding. The record is from RefSeq and is a predicted model, not a curated record. The transcript is spliced from 7 exons. Lineage: Eukaryota; Viridiplantae; Streptophyta; Magnoliopsida; Ericales; Balsaminaceae.